This is a messenger RNA of Melampsora larici-populina 98AG31, 888 nucleotides long. RefSeq lists its product as uncharacterized. The record is from RefSeq and is a predicted model, not a curated record. Gene Ontology annotation, molecular function: zinc ion binding; hydrolase activity. Lineage: Eukaryota; Fungi; Basidiomycota; Pucciniomycetes; Pucciniales; Melampsoraceae. The transcript has 5 exons. Bases 1 to 888 code for a protein of 295 amino acids.
AUGCUGAUUGCUUUGAUUGGCUCGCGAUAUGCUGGUAAAGAUACGAUUGCUCAACAUUUAGUCACUCAACAUGCUUUCAAAGAAGUUCGAAUCACAACUUCAAGAUCUGACGGGAUUGAUAUGAACCAGUCGACAUCCGAUAAAUUACGUUUUACCGAUCACGAUGGAUUUCUAGAUUAUUCAACUAAACAUUGGUCUCAUGACUUUGUUACAACAGACCUUCAAUCAAAAAUCGAAAUCGAAAAGUUUCUCAAGCGACCCUUCUUCGUCUUAGUCAAUGUCGAAGCACCAACACGCUCAAAUAUCAACCAGGAAUCCAUGAGAACACCAUUGAAAUCGAUCAUCCCUUUCGCAACUUAUACAAUCCUCAACAACUCAUCUUUAAAUGAUCUCUUAACUUCAAUCGAUCGAACUCAUCUACAAAAACUUCGAAAAGGCCUUAGACCAGAUUGGGAUCAAUAUUUCAUGACCUUGGCCAAUUUGGCUAGUUUAAGAAGUAAUUGUAUGAAACGCAGAGUAGGCGCUGUCUUGAUUACCAAGAGAGAUAAAAGGGUGUUAAGUACUGGUUACAAUGGUACACCAAGAGGAAUGACAAAUUGCAAUGAGGGCGGGUGUGCGAGAUUUUCAAAAUGUGGAACAGAUCUCAAUGAAUGUCUAUGUUUACAUGCAGAAGAGAACGCAUUACUAGAGGCUGGUAGAGAUCGAAUGGGUGCAGGAGAAGGAAGUACUUUGUAUUGUAACACAUGUCCUUGCCUACGAUGCAGUGUGAAGAUUGUACAAUGUGGAGUUAGAGAAGUCGUUUAUUCAUUUAGCUAUAGCAUGGAUAUUGGUACAGCUGCUGUGUUUGCUGAAGCAGGCGUUCAGCUGCGUCAAAUAUCUUUACCGUGA